Thlaspi arvense is the source of this 1095-nucleotide messenger RNA. The record is from the annotation of a GenBank genome assembly. NCBI's taxonomy places the organism in Eukaryota, Viridiplantae, Streptophyta, Magnoliopsida, Brassicales, Brassicaceae.
AUGGCCGCAUUCACGUUCUCCGCCAUGGCAAAGAUAUCUUUCUUGUGUUGCCAUCUUUUGAUGGCCUUUUGCCUUUUUUAUUUUGCUGCUAACAGCAGAGCAGAGGGAGAGAUAGGAGUUUUUGAACUGAAGAGGGGAGAUUUCUCUGUGAAGCUCACCAAUUGGGGUGCUACUGUUCUCUCUGUCAUUCCCCUGAUAAAAAUGGUAUUUUCUUCUUCCUCCUCUAUUAAUGGUGCUCGGAAACUGGAUGAUGUGGUUCUUGGGUUUCAAACUCUAGAUGGGUACAAGAAUGAUUCGACAUAUUUUGGAGCCCUUGUUGGGCGUGUUGCAAACAGAAUUGGAGGGGCACAGUUCACCUUAAAUGGGGUUCAUUACAACCUAACCCCCAACGAAGGACCCAACAUUCUCCAUGGAGGUCCCAAAGGAUUUAGUGAACACGUUUGGACGGUUCAAAGCUACAAGGAAGAUAGCCAUAUCACUUUCACCCUUCACAGCCCUGAUGGCGAUGAAGGGUUCCCAGGUGAGCUCGCUGUGUCGGUGACGUACUUGUUGAUCGAAACAAACAAGCUAGGAAUCAAAAUGAAGGCGAAGCCUCUAACCAAGCCCACCCCAGUAAACCUAGCCUCCCACACCUACUGGAACCUUGCCGGCCACAACUCCGGCAACAUCCUCUCCCAUACUCUUCAACUCUUCGCCUCCAGGAUCACCCCAGUGGAUUCCGCCCUCAUCCCCACCGCCAAAUCACCGACGUCCACUCCACUCCAUACGAUUUUCUCCAGCCCCGAGCUGACCGACGGCUACGACAUCAACUACGCGCUGGACGACACCGGAAAUGUUCAUUUUCAAAAGUGGCGGUGGUGGAGGAAAGCAAAAGCGGGAGGAAGAUGGAGCUGUGGAGUGAUCAGGUGGGAGUUCAGUUUUACACGAGUAAUAUGCUGGGAAGGGUGGAGGGGAAAGAUGGCUGUUUACGAGAAUUAUGCGGGGUUGUGCUUGGAGACUCAAGGGUUUCCGGACGCGGUGAACCACCCGAAUUUUCCGUCGCAGAUUGUCAAUCCCGGCGAGACAUACAAACAUAUUAUGGUUUAUAGUAAGUGA